This is a messenger RNA of Tachysurus vachellii, 950 nucleotides long. Its product is annotated as transmembrane protein 238-like. The record is from RefSeq and is a predicted model, not a curated record. NCBI's taxonomy places the organism in Eukaryota, Metazoa, Chordata, Actinopteri, Siluriformes, Bagridae. The coding region runs from base 177 to 638 and encodes 153 amino acids. The transcript has 2 exons.
AACGGUGUCACUCACCUGGAUCACCUUUACCUGUUUACCUGCGGAAACACGGAGCCUAAAUAUUUACCUCAGGAUAAAAUUAUUCAUCUUAUCUUAACAUUAUUUUUUAUUUGAGCUAAUAUACAAACAUAUAUUUAUUUAUAUAUAUUUAUUUAUAUAUUAUAUAUUGGGACUAUAUGAUGGAGCAGCCGGUUCUGGGCGGUUUGGGUCGGUGCUCGUGCGCCUUCUGGCUGGCGGUGGCGUUUGACGCGUGCGGCCUCGUCGUGCUUCUCGCAGGUGUUUUCGCCGACAUCUUCUUCUACGACUUCCUCAUCUACGCGGGCGCCAUCGUCAUCUUCCUCAGCCUGAUUUGGUGGGUUUUCUGGUACACGGGGAACAUCGAGGUGCCACCGGAGGAGCUCGAGGACGACGUGGGUCUGCAGAAGAAGAAAGAAAAAGGUCUCACGGGGGUCCUCAGGAGGUUCUCCAGCCGAAUCAGGAGCUCUGUGAGGACCAACAGGACCAUCAGGUCUGCUCAGGCUUCGAGGAGCCAACAUGGCAGCCAGGGGACUGUAGCGGUCAACCUGCCUAUGACGUCACAACCCCAACACCUGAGCACUGUUUCAGCUGCUGUGGCUACAGAAACUUCACCCAUAUGAGCCUUAAAUCACAGCGACCUAAAAAGGAAGAAGAACCUCAAAGUGGAGCAGAAGAAGUCACUGAAUUGCUGUACACUUAAUCUUUUCUAUUUUUUCCUGGUUAAAUGUUUUUUACUUAAUGAUAACGAUGCUGAUGAUUCGAUUGUUGCCUAAAUGUCUCGUCACUGACGUUUCCCACACCGUUGAUCAGGUCUCUGUGAUUCUCGGGCAUUAUUCUAACCUGACUUAUGGCCGACUGUGUAGCUGAAGUCAUCAAACAUGCUGUAACGCUCCUGUGAAGCAGGCUGAGGAAUAAACAGGUGUAUUUUUGUA